Molecule: messenger RNA, 345 nt
Organism: Blumeria graminis f. sp. triticale
Lineage: Eukaryota; Fungi; Ascomycota; Leotiomycetes; Helotiales; Erysiphaceae
Source: the annotation of a GenBank genome assembly
AUGAAGGUUCCAUAUGCUGCUUCGAUGGCGGCACUGACUGGUCUCUCGCUUCUGGUGCCUUCGGCGUAUGGAAUGGAAUUUUUUAACUGCGGCGAUAAUGCAAGAUUUCUCGUCAGCUUAAUGAUGGGUUUUGGAUCACGGGAUCCUACAACAAUACAGCGAGACACCGAUCCACCUUAUCCCGAGGGACAAAUCUACGGUGCAAGACGAUUUGAAAUGCCGAUACAGAGUAACACUAUGAGGAGCUUCAUGGUUCAAAGCAUUAGUGGAAGCCAACCCAUUCGACUCUAUGAAAAAGUUUCCUCAGGAUGGAAAUUCUGUCCUAUCGAGGAUUACGAUAUUUAG